CAGUCAGAAAGCGGUUGCGAUAUCAUCAACAACAACGCGUCACAAAGAAUAUCUUUGAGUGAUUUAUAGUGAAUUUAAAUAUAAAUACAUCUAAAAUUAUUCUCAGGACAACAGAUGUGGUCCAUUUUAUACGAGGCACAAGAAUAAUUUUAGAUUUGCGCGGAAUUUUAAAGUGAAAAAUGACGGAUACUGUAAUUUCUACACCCUCGCCAAAUGGGAAGACCACUUCUAUAUUGACGCUGAAUAACUGCAGUUCGAGCACGUAUCUAACCUCGAAGACACAACUUGGCGAUGAAUACAAUCCAGGGGAUCAUCGCGACCAAGUUAAAGGUCAAUCUUCAGUUGGCGCUUUUGUGCAUUUACUCAAAGGUUCAUUAGGUUUUGGUAUACUGUCCAUGCCGAUGGCGUUCUACAAUGGUGGUUUGCUAUUCAGUAUGAUUGCCACGCUGAUAGUGGGCUUCCUUUGUACGCAUUGUGUACACAUUUUGGUCAAAACCUCACAAGAAAUGUGCCGAAACAAUCGAGUCCCUGCGUUAAGUUUUGCAGAAACCACCGAGAAGGUCUUCGAAAGCGGUCCGAAAUGUCUGCGUUCUUGGUCAGUCUUUGCGAAACGUUUCGUUGAUGGCGGGCUGAUGGCCACCUAUUUUGCUGCCGCUUGUGUUUACAUGGUGUUUAUUGCUACAUCAUUCCACGAUGUGAUCAACUAUGACACCGGUCUGAAAUGGGAUGUGCGCAUUUAUAUUGCAUUCACCGUGAUACCCUGCCUAUUAAUUGGACAAAUAAGAAAUCUGAAAUGGCUAGUGCCGUUCUCAGCCAUAGCGAAUAUAUUUAUUGCCAUCACUUUUGCCAUAGUGUUGUACUAUCUGUUUCGGGAGCCUUUGGUAUUCUCAGACAAACCUUUGAUGGCGAGAAGCGAACAGUUACCACUCUACUUUGCCACCGCCAUCUUUGCCAUGGAGGGUAUUGGUUCAGUUAUGCCGAUCGAGAAUUCCAUGAAGAAGCCGCAACAGUUCCUCGGCUGCCCUGGUGUGCUCAAUACCGCUAUGAUCAUUGUGGUGAUAUUUUAUACGGCCAUCGGUUUCCUGGGUUAUGCGCGUUUCGGUAGUGAAGUGCGCGGCAGCAUUACAUUAAAUUUAUUGGAGGGUACGCCUUUGGCUGACACUGCGAAACUGCUGAUCGCUGUCGCAUCGCUCUUCGCUUAUGGUUUAGUGUUCUACAUACCGAUCGAUACGCUUUGGAAAAAUAUUAGCCAUAAAAUCAGCGAAAAGAAUCACAACAUCGCACAGAUACUUAUACGCACGGGCAUUAUACUGAUCAGCGGUGUCGUUGCCACAGUCAUACCCAAUCUGGAGCCAUUCAUCAGUCUCGUGGGCGCCAUCUUUCUCUCAUUACUUGGCUUUUUGGUGCCAAGCGUUUGUGAGACAGUUUAUUUGUGGCCCGAUCGCUUGGGUUUCUGGCGCUGGAAGCUGUACAAGAACAUACUCUUAAGUACCUUUGCGUUAUGCGCUUUAGUUGCUGGCUCAGUGGCGAGCAUAAAUGAAAUUAUUAAAAUAUACCAGUGAUGUAUACUGUUAAGGCUCUUUUUAGAUUUAAAUUAUGUACAUAUAGCAUAUGAUAGUUAUGAUAGAAAGUCUAUAAAACUAGAAACUAGCCAAGCAGCAGCAUUUCUUAAAACUGUUUAUUUGUUGUAUGUUGUUGUUACAAUAAACCAAUUUUAAUACCUGUGAUUAUAAAAUUUUGAAAGCAAUUUUCUUUUGUAUAAAUAUUUUAAAUAAAAAU
Messenger RNA from Zeugodacus cucurbitae (melon fly), 1779 nucleotides. Its product is annotated as proton-coupled amino acid transporter-like protein pathetic. The coding region runs from base 180 to 1562 and encodes 460 amino acids. Gene Ontology annotation, biological process: amino acid transmembrane transport. The record is from RefSeq and is a predicted model, not a curated record. Gene Ontology annotation, cellular component: vacuolar membrane. Lineage: Eukaryota; Metazoa; Arthropoda; Insecta; Diptera; Tephritidae. Gene Ontology annotation, molecular function: amino acid transmembrane transporter activity. The transcript is spliced from 7 exons.